This is a messenger RNA of Andrographis paniculata, 2242 nucleotides long. Its product is annotated as protein NARROW LEAF 1-like. The coding region runs from base 282 to 2066 and encodes 594 amino acids. The record is from RefSeq and is a predicted model, not a curated record. The transcript is spliced from 7 exons. NCBI's taxonomy places the organism in Eukaryota, Viridiplantae, Streptophyta, Magnoliopsida, Lamiales, Acanthaceae.
ACUGCAAGGAACCGGAGUUUAGGAACCGGAGAGAGCACUUCAUGCUUCUCAUUCUCGUUCUAAAGCACUGAUAAAGCUUCUGCUGAUAAAAGCGAAAAUUAAUAGUAAAACCUUUCUCUUUCCUCAGGGUUGUGCUCAGAGGAAGCUCUAAUUUCCGCCAGCCGUUGCGUUUUUAUGGUCCGGAAGGUUUUUGUAUUAUUGUUGAUUCUCAAGAACUGAGAGAUUCUCUGCUCCGUGAUUGGGGAAAUUGAGCCUUGACGAAUACUGUAGAGUAAAUAAAAAUGGAACAGGCUAGGUCACGUUCAAGAGUUCGAGGCUCGGGCUCAACGCCAUCAGAGGAAUCAUCUUUGGAUCUUGAGAAAUACUCUUGCCAACCUUCCUUCAGUCCACCAUCACUUCAACCCCAUGCAUCAGCUGGGCAACAUUGCGAGAGUAGUCUUGCAUACUUUUCAUGGCCUUGCCGAAUAAAAGAUGAUGCUGAAGAGAGGGCAAAUUAUUUUGCGAACUUACAGAAGGGAGUCCUACCCGAAAAUCUUGGCCAUUUGCCAGAAGGGCAGCGAGCAAAUACCUUGCUGGAGCUGAUGACAAUAAGGGCAUUUCACAGCAAAAUCUUGCGGUGCUACAGCCUUGGUACAGCAAUUGGUUUUCGUAUUCGGCGUGGUGUUUUGACAGACAUACCAGCAAUACUGGUUUUUGUAUCACGGAAAGUUCACAAGCAGUGGCUUACCGAAAUCCAAUGUCUACCAACUGCUUUGGUGGGACCAGGAGGCGUAUGGUGUGAUGUAGAUGUGGUGGAAUUCUCAUAUUUUGGUGCCCCAGAACCUGCGCCAAAGGAGCAGUUGUACACUGAAAUUGUUGACGACCUCCGUGGAAGUGAUCCAUAUAUUGGUUCUGGUUCUCAGGUUGCGAAUCAAGAGACUUAUGGGACUUUGGGUGCAAUUGUGAAAAGCCAGACCGGUAGCAGACAAGUUGGUUUCCUCACAAAUCGGCAUGUUGCAGUCGAUCUAGAUUAUCCAAAUCAGAAAAUGUUUCAUCCUUUGCCACCAACCCUCGGGCCUGGAGUUUAUCUUGGUGCAGUUGAAAGAGCAACUUCAUUCAUUAGAGAUGAUCUCUGGUUUGGGAUUUUUGCAGGCAUCAAUCCAGAGACAUUUGUAAGAGCCGAUGGUGCCUUCAUCCCUUUCGCAGACGAUUUUGACAUGACAGCUGUAACUACAUUUGUGAAGGGGAUCGGAGAGAUCGGAAAUGUGAAAACUAUAGACUUACAAUCUCCAAUAGACAGUCUUGUUGGAAAGCAAGUGAUGAAAGUCGGAAGAAGUUCUGGAUUGACUAGUGGAACUGUAUUGGCAUAUGCUCUUGAGUACAACGACGAAAAGGGGAUAUGCUUUCUGACUGAUUUUCUCGUCGUUGGUGAGAAUCAACAAACAUUUGAUCUCGAAGGUGACAGUGGAAGUCUGAUCAUAUUAAAGGGCGAAAAUGGGGAGAAGCCGCGACCAAUUGGGAUAAUCUGGGGCGGAACAGCCAAUCGUGGCCGUCUAAAGCUAAAAGUUGGGCAGCCUCCAGAAAACUGGACUAGUGGUGUUGAUCUUGGCCGCCUGCUCAAUUUCCUCGAGCUUGAUAUCAUCACUUCAGACGAAGCCCUGAGAGUUGCAGUUCAAGAACAAAGAGCUGCUUCCAUGACAAUGGUUGGAUCCAGCGCUGGCGACUCGUCACCUCCCGAUGCAAUGCUCCCAAAGGAUAAAUCUGAGCCUUUAGGCCUCCACAUCCAGCACAUCCCUUUGGAGGAUGCUGCCGGCGCACCAGACAUCAACUCGUCCCCUGCAGAAACUGCAUUUGAUCUGGAAGAAGGGAUCAACACAGGCCCGAGCUUCGAGCAUCAGUUCAUCCCCAGCUUUAUUGCGACGCCUAUAAUGCAUCACAACGAUCAACAAGAUAGGCCGGAAACUGAGAAUCUCUCUGUGCUGAAGAAUGCUUGUGGUGAGGAUCUCAGUUUUUCGUUGCAAUUAGGGGAGAAUGAACCGAAACGGAGACGAUCGGAGCCCUCGCCGAGGAAGGAAGAACCAAAAUGAAAAGAUUACUAUAUAUAUCGUCGUCUUUGAUUAUACAUGUAUGCGGCACGUGCGGCACGUGCUUACAGUUACAAGUUUGAUGGGCCUAAAUGAGCCCAGUGGGCUAGACAAAUUAAAUAAAAUGUGGCCCAUUUAGUUAUUGGGCAGCGAGCUGUAGAAGGGAAGGUCUUAAUUUA